GACGUGCAAGUAGCGGUAAAAUUCCUAAAUUUCUACAAAAGAAAGUGUUGAAAACUCGCCAAAAGUAAAAUAACUUGUGUUCAAGUUUUAUUCAUUAUGUAAACUGAUAUUUCACAGGUACGAUGACCCGUAAUUAGAUCUUGAUUACCCAUCGGGUACCAAGAAUAAGAGAUAUAAUUUGGGCCAACUGCUGACAUUAUUUGCCAUGUGACAUUUAAAGAAAUGGGUCAGAAAUGGAUUGGACAUUGUAUUCUCAUCACUAUAUUCCUGGGGUGCACCGCAGAUGAAGCCAAACUAGUUACGCCAUAUUCACCACAAAACGAUACUACUCCCUACCAAAAUGUGUUCAACUUGGAAUUUGUGUGGCAGAUCAGUGGCUGGUCAGAGUGUGAGAUGCAGCACAGCCCGACCUGCUGCAGCAUCUGUUUAAAGGAGCGGAAUGUCUAUUGUGCUCGAGAGAUUGAUGCCGUCUGGGUUCCUGCUCGGUUUUGUUCCGGGUUGGAACGACCGAAGCAAGUGCAGACCUGUGACUUGUGUCCACAGGAUUGUGUCUUGACGAAGUGGAGUGGCUGGUCGGAAUGUACAGGUAGCUGUACCAAUAGGAAAAGAUUUCGAACUCGGCAAAUUCUGGUUACAGCCUUCAGCGGUGGUAGACCCUGUAAUUCAACAAUUGAAGUUGAAAGCUGUGUGAAAGAUGAUUUGUGCUCAGUUCAGGAUAAACCUCGCUUUCGCUGGAAGAUUGGGGAAUGGACCAGUUGUAGACCGAGCUCGGUUAUGAAGUCACGGACCACAGGAAUACGGGUUCGCGAAGUUUCCUGCACAAAAAAGCAUGGAAAAGUUGUAAAGAAACGAUUCUGUAGAAAAGCUUUGAAAGGUGAAAAACCCCUAGAUUAUGAACCAUGCAUUCUCCCAAUGGACUGCCAAGUAUCCAAAUGGACAACAUGGAGCCCUUGCUCACAGACAUGCUACCACAGCCAAACUGGUGGUUUUGGGCAACAAACUAGAACCAGAAAGAUACUGCAGAUGCCAUCAAAUAGUGGCAUUGGUUGCCCGCUGCUGCAAGAUAUCCAAAGUUGUAAGAAUCAGAGUUUGGAGCGAUGUCCUAGGCACGAGUGGCAUUAUUCUGAGUGGAGUUCAUGUCGUUUGAUGGACCCUAGUCACCUGUGUGGACCUGGGACCCAAGUCAGGGCUGUGUAUUGUACUGUGGAGGCAGACGUGCAACGCAAAAGGAUUCCUGAACAGGAGUGUCUGGAAGGUGGGUUAAUUCUUUGGUCUACAUUAAACGGUGUUGUACCAUUGAAGCCAACCAAACAGCGUGCAUGUGAGGUGUCAUGUCCCCAAAACUGCCAGGUCGGGGAGUGGGGGAACUGGUCGCCUUGUUCCAUGAGCUGUGGGAAGGGCGGAGUACAGUCGAGGACACGCCCAACUCUUGUUCCUGACAUGUAUGGUGGCAAGGAUUGCCCGGCACUGGUUCAGACCAAGGAGUGUGAGCAGGUUGAGUGUCAGUGGUGGUUCAUUGGUGCCUGGGGAAAGUGUUAUCUCUCCCCCGGCUACACCGACUGUGGACCUGGAGAGAUGACGCGUGUUGUCUACUGCCAGAGUGCCAAGGAUGAGAUGAUCAACAGCAGAUACUGUGCCGAGUCAGAAAAGCCUGUGAUGUCAGAAACUUGUACCGUACCUUGCCCUAAUGACUGUGUUGUGUCGGGGUGGUCUGCGUGGAGUGACUGUAGCAAGACGUGUGGGGUCAAGGGAGGCACUCAGUCCAGGACAAGAAGAAUCCUUGCUUAUGGCAACAACAAUUCUGUGUGUGUGCGGCCAGACCAGCUCCUAGAAACGCGGCCGUGUAAUCAGAUAUCGUGUAGUAUGUACACAUGGCAAGUGUCUGCAUGGGGAAAGUGUGAGAGCAAUUUAACGGCCACGAGCAUCGAGCUCUACCGUUUCCUUGGAAUACUCACUGACAACAACGGCGUGCAGAAACGAAAAGUAUUUUGCAAGACAGACACUGGUGAAAUAUCCCCUGGUGCACUCUGUGAUCAAGACUCCAAACCAGUGAAUGAACAGAUCUGUACUUUACCUGUACCGCAGGAUUGUGUUGUUAGCGCGUGGUCAGCUUGGACCUCCUGUAGUAAGACAUGUGGGGAAAGCGGACAGCAGAUGCGUGUGCAGUUGAUUCUCAUCAGAUCAAAAAAUGGCGGGAAUCCCUGCCCGGCGCAGGGUAAUGAAAAUGGAGAAAUCCAUGAGGAGCGAUUUUGCGAUAAGCAGCCAUCGUGUCCAAACUAUAAAUGGAAUGUCAACAGGGGUUGGAGUGUGUGCUAUGUGCCAAAGACUGGUUGUGGCCGAGGUUACAGGACAAGGAAGUUAGUCUGCAGGGAUAGGAGACGAAAGGCUGAUCAAGCUCUCUGUUUAGAAAAUGAUGGCGAACCACCUGCCAACCAGGAGAAGUGCUUUGUUCCAUGUGCUGGGGAUUGUGAACUUUCCCCAUGGUCUGACUUUGGCCCUUGCUCGCAGUCCUGUGGGACCAACCCUGGAACCAGAGUCAGGGCAAGAAAACUCGCUAAUCUUGAUCACUUUGAUAAUACCAGUAUGGCCUGCCCACAUAUCAAACAGUCUGAUCUGGAACAGUCUAUCCUGUGUGGGCAAGGAGAGUGUCCAAAGUUCAGCUGGGAGCUUGGAGAAUGGGGAAGCUGUAUAUUAAACUCAGAUGAUGCAACCUGUGGCCGUGGUACACAAUGGCGUGCAUACCUCUGCAAGAAAAACAGCCUCCAGUACGUUCCAAGGAACCACUGUGGACAUGACAUAGGCAUACCUGUUACGUACAUGCCGUGUGACAUUCCUUGCCCUGAAGACUGCCAGAUAAGCCGGUGGUCAGCAUGGAGUAAAUGCUCGGCAAUAUGUGGGGAAGGAAUGAUGAAAAGGACAAGAGAAGUGGUGAAGGGACCAGUAAACAAUGGCCGACCAUGCACUCACCUCGAAGAAACGACUCUCUGUACCGCUAGGCCUUGCGAGAAUUUCAUGUGGACUGUGACAAAAUGGGGGAACUGCAAUGUCAAUUACAACUUCACCUGUGGUAAGGGUCAUCAGGAGAGACGUGUCACUUGUCCUGCUGGGGAGAGGUUGGAGCACGAAUGUGAGGCGAGAUAUCCCAAGCCACUUGCAAAACAAGACUGUGUCAUACCUUGCGUUGGCAACUGCGUAAUGAGCCCAUGGUCAAGCUUUGGUUCGUGUGAGUGUAAAGAUGCAAACUUAACAGCGGGGACCAAGUCACGAUCUCGAGAAGUGAUACGGGAGCCUAGUCCGAUCGGCGAUCCCUGUGGCAAGGUUAAAGAUGAGCAACCUUGUUCGUGCUACAACUACACAUUAGUCGCUGGUGACUGGACGACAUGUCAACCCUAUAACAAGUCAGAGUGUGGCACUGGUUCACAGCUAAGACCAGUCAUCUGCCAAAGAGACGAUGGCCUUGCUGUGCCGCUCCAUAACUGCCCCAAGAUAUCGUUUCGUACGAGCAUGAGUUGUCAUAUCCACUGCCCGAUCGACUGCAAAGUCGGCCAGCAUGACCUCUGGUCACCUUGCCUGGAGUGUGCCAAAAAUUAUCAGACCCGGUCAAGGCCAAUUAUCGUUGACCCGAAUCGCUAUGGUCGUAGAUGUCCAAGGAAAGACCAGUUGAGCCAGAAUCGAACGUGUAAUUUUGAGCCAUGUAACCUGUAUACAUACAACUGGUACAGGGGCCCUUGGAGUGAGUGUAACAUCGAAGGCGAUGGAUGCGGUUUCGGUGAACGCCAUCGUGUGGUCGAGUGUCGCCGCAGCGACGAUGCCAUUGUCAAAAAUCUUCACUGCCUCCUGAAAGACAUGAAGCACCGUUCAAAUUUUGACAUGACAGCCCUCGAUCUGGACACAACCCAACCCUGCGGUAAUCCUUGUCCGAUGGACUGCCAGACCACCCCCUGGAGCAGCUUCGGACCCUGUUACAGAAACUGCUCAAGUUACAGUGCCCAUGGGUUUAAGGUCAGGACGCGGGCUAUUGUGAAACCUGCAGAGAAGGGUGGGCAACCUUGCCCUACUGACCUCGUUGAUAUCAGUCAAUGUGGUGGCAACGAGAUGUCAUGUCCAUCCUUCCAGUGGAUUGUGAAUGACUGGCCAGGAGCAAGCUCAAGGGGUGUGUUCUGUGUUUCACAAGGUGGUGUGCGGGUUCAUGGUGGAUGCCUGGAGAGUAGGAUACCCCUGGCUAGACGGGACUGCUCCCUUCCCUGCCCAAAUUUUGCUGAAUGUAGCACUUUGAGUGGAAGCUGUGAAUGCAAGCCUGGAUUUGAAGGUGAUGGUGAAGCGUGUUUCCCAGUCCAGGGAUGUCAGACUAAUGAACACUGUCCUGUCAACCAGAGCUACUGUGAUCAACAUCAAGCAGAGUGCAUCUGUGAGAAUGGAAAACUACCGUAUCGAGGUCUGACGUGUAACUAUACGUGGGCUAUGCAGUCAGAUCGCAACACUGAACCGGAGAACGUCGAGGAUCUUGUCUGGAUCUGUCUGGGUGUUAGCAUUGUACUCGCAUUAAUGCUAAUUAUAUUGGCCAGUGUUUACUUUUGGAGGCGGAAUAAACAAAAACGUGGUGAACUUGCCAUCCACCGUAUGGUCUCCAACAACCUUGAAAUUCCAAAGAAAGUCACAAAUGAAUAUGUCCCAAUCCACACACUCAUCCGAAAUAAAAAUGCGGAGGCGGCCGAGAUGAAUAUUACAGAGAAUCCAUUAGUGAGAAGUUACAUGCAACCAUCGUAUAAAAUACGUCCCCGUCCCGGUGUUUCUUCUUCAAAUUUCCACCUCCCUGUCAAUACAGACGAUCUCGAUGAUGAGGUCUUCACUGAUAACCCCGCCGAGAUAUUCAUGGAUCCACGACACAAUCUCGAGGACGACGUCUUCAUGGAUUCGUCGCUUGAAAGUCGAAAAUCAAAUUCACCGCCUUUGACGUUCAUGGGAAGUGACUCAUCGAAAGCAAAAUCAAGUGUUUCAAAUCAUCACGCAAGGAUUGGAAGUGAUUCAUCGAAGGGGACGGAUAUUUAUAGUUCGUUACGGAAGGCGAAAAAGGUGGCACCCCCUGUCCUGCCAACACGUGGAUCAGACAGCAGUGCCGGGCCACCAGCUUGCACCUUGGGACGAAAGCGGUUUGUCCUGAGUAGUAGCGAGCGAGAGGACAUGGAAGCUAUGGAAAAUGCCAAACCAGGAUCACAAUCUGAAAUAAUCCCAGAUCUGAGUGAUUCUGGAUCAUUUGAAGACCCUUUGGAGCCGUCAGACCUUGGUGAAUCGUAUCUCCAAUUUGUCAAAAAACGGACCCCUAACCAGCCGUGUACUAGUGCUGAGGUGUCCCCUCUGAAGUGUUCAACACCAGAUAAGGGUAAAGGGUACUUUAUGAAGGGUAAGGGACGUUGCCCAGCACCACCGAGCUCGCCUGCCGUAGUCGACAGUGACAUGAACCUCUCCACAAUACUACAGACGCCUGACAGUUCAUAUUUUUUCAUGAACGAUUCAAGCACUGGUUAAGGUGCUGGAUUGUUCUUCGACUGUUUUGAAAUUUGUUGACCUUUUGAAAUUUCUGGGCGUUCCCAUGGCGAGUGAUAUUUUGUUUGAGUUUAUAGGCCUACUUGGGAUAGGAAUUCUUGGAACUUGCAAAUUCAGUAGUUUUUUUCUUUGAAGGAAUAUGUUUUGACUGGUAUCUUGAAACAGAUUGUCUGCUGGGUUGACAACACUGCUAUGGGUUUUACUAGGAGUAGCACAAAUUUUGUAUCGGAAUGCUUUUUGAAAAUGUACAUAGCUAUUUAUUAACGAGGUGCGCAAUAUUUCUAAGCUUUGUCAUUUUCUAAUUUACAUGUAGCUACUAACUGAGAUUUCUGAGUGAAUUUAGGAGCUUGAUACGAGAUUUAGGAUUGGCCUAUUGCCUGUUAACUUAAGAUAAAACGGACGUGGGUUGGACUGACUCAGUUACAUGUAUGUUGUUAAUCCUAUCAAGCACCAAGCAUCAUUUGGAGGGUUCCUUGUUGUUGUCCCCUUUUGAUACCUAAUGUACGCGUCUACCUCAGGACCUAUAAACCAGCGGCUUUUUCAGGAAUAUUGAAUAAAACAUGUUUAAAUAUGUAUGUGUUGUAACGAGUGCUUUGGGGAAAUUCAACUGCACUGCGUUAUUAUUUGAACAGUUAUGUUGCUACUUACAAAUGUUAUUGUGAGUUUGUUGGGUCUACAUAUAGUUAUGUUUUCAAAAUGCAUUGGUCAAAUUGGUCUUGAUGUAAGUAUGGCAAAAAAAAUUAAAUCUCUCAAAAGUUGGAAGGAUCACUUCUACAUGUAAGUGAAUUUAUUGGUCACAAAUACAUGCAUAUUUUACCAGCUCACUGCUUUCAUUUGACGUGUUGUUUGGUCACAAGUUGUAAAAUCAUUUGCUGCUUUAAGGGUGUGCGAGGGUUGAUCAAUAAGUUUGGUCACUUUUGGCUGCCCAGCCAAAUUAGCACUGAAGUUCUCCAUUGGUGCGAAACACUUGAGUGGCUUAGGGUGCCGUAUCUUACCUUGCUCUGCAAGGAGGGUACCAGGAGUACAUCGAGAUCAGUGUAAUGUGCAAUUAGCCCUGGUAGCAAAACAUACUGAUCAGCCCUCGUGUGAGAUACUGUGCCAUACCCAUAAGAGAUUUAUAUCAAUAUCUGCCCAUUAAUCUGACAAUUGUGUUAUUUUUUAAACAUAUUCAGAUUCUCAAUCAUCGAUCAAACAAAAAUCAAGCAUAUCACCGUUUUGAACAUCAUACGUAUCAGCGUUCAAACAUCUCAUCCGCGUCGGUGCAUCUUGAAUGUCAACGGAGUGUGUUAUGCUACUCCAUAAACUGUUAGAACACAAAUUUAUUGUGAACAAUCUACAUAUUGCCAAACUUUCUUUUCACUGCUAACAUUAUUAUUGUUUUACUGCUGACGACUGCUAACAUUAUCGUUGUCACCUUCUGGUGGGACACUUCGUGAAAUUGUGCAUCUUUUUGUUGGUCAUAUAUUUUAGAAAAAAAUUACUAUGAACCGCCAAAUUUUUGUGCCGCUUUACAUUCACACCACUUUAUUUUUGUGAUGUGCAAAAUUUUCAAGAAAAUUAAAACUUCAUGAUUUUUUAAUUUGGUACAUUAUUAGUUUGAUUUUCUCAGAUCUGGGUUAUUGCUAUUGAACAAACAAAAAUAAAAAUGCCCAUCAGAAGGUAGCAGUUUGUAGCAUUUGGCUGCAUUUGUACUAUUUGGUUUGUUGAGUGUAGUCAAUCAUAUACAUCGAAAUGAAGUUGGGUGAUGACCAAGUUCUACUGUUUAAUUUACACAUCAUGUUUUCAAAAACAAUGAACAUACUAUCAUAUUGAUAUGUCAUGCAUAAUCACUGAAUUGAGAUUUGGCUAGUUGAUAAUUUGGUAGGCUGUUUCUAGAUAGUUUGUCACACUAGUUAUCAUGGUGUGAAAAAAAUUGCUAUAAAUUAGCCUCUCAGCUCUUUUUAGAUCUUGAACCGUUUGGUGUGCACUGCCUUGUGCUGAGCAGUGGUUGACAGUGGUGACACCCACCUGAGCGCUCAAACUGAGCCAAAUGAAGGAGCCUACCUGAAUGAGGGGAAUAUUAUUGCGAGUUGUUCGAACAAUUUUGUAAGCGUCCUUUUGUAUAUAUUUGUACUAUUUAGGCGGCAUCAGAUGCACCUGUGUACCAAUGUGACAAUAUUGUCCUAAAUCAUAAAUGGGCAAUUUUUGACACCAAUCGUUUUUACCCAGCUGUAAAUGGCCUGUGCAGUUGUCCAUAUUUUGUACUGUUGUUAUAUUGUAUACAAGCACUGUAUUUAUAUUGUAUCAUCAUGAGAUUUGUAUGGUUUGUAUAGUUAUCAGCUGACGUCCCGUGAAAUAAAAAGUAGUUAUAUUUAGACCACUGUCGUGAGCUGACACAAAAUCAAACGAUUUAACUCCCUGCUCCUGCCUAUAGUCCCCCUUUAAGACUCACCAGAUGACCUGUUUCUAUAAACCAUGUUGAUGGCUCAUCAUGUGAUGAUGCUAUUUUAAACAAUCAACAUUAAAAUUGUUGUCGUUUUCGGUAGUGGUCACUCAGUUUGUGGCACAUCUGUUCCCCUCAUAAAGUUUUGUCAACAUGUUAUAAAGUCUUCCCUUAUUACUCUUUAACUGACAAAAUAUAUUAUACUGUUAACCUGUGUGAUUGUCUGAUCAUGAACGUGUUUGGAAUUCAAGCUGAUUCUUUUGUAUUUUCCUAAUCUUGUCUACAAUACACUCCUCACAUAGUGUAUCUGCAUUCUGUAUGUGCAUUCUUUUGCACGUCUCUGCACCCAAAACCACUGCCAUGGUAGUAGGAUGUUGUCACUAUGGCCAAUGGUACAGUUGUGUUACGGGAAAAGUAGUCUGUCAACUCUCUUUUUUUUCCUAUUAAGGCAUUGAUGCGUUAGUUUUGUUUUAUCGCUUCGCUAAGUUAUUAUUCUUUGCUUGUUUCUGUGUUCAUGAUCUUAUUCUGUAGAUGUCUUUUUUUGCUCAUGUGAUGUAUUAGUUGGGUGCGGUUACUUGCUGCUUAUCCGCGUUAAGAGAGAUUCAGUGUAUUCAGUUCAGUUUCAAAAUCAUGAAGUUCUUCCAAACUAACAUUGUUACGUUUGAAUCUCUUUUCGCUUCAGCAAUGUUUUUGAUUUGAUACUGGUACCAAUAUAAUUAUGGUCUGUCUGGGGGCCAGAUUCUAUCUCAUCAUGUUUGGAAACAACAAGGGCUGGAAUGGAUCAAUAAAAAAUAUACAGGUGAAACAUUUUCAUGUGCUUCAGAUUGUUUGCAAGAAAAUUUAGUUCAGGUUGGCAAAACUUUUAUUAAUUAUUUCAUUUUGAUCUCAGUGUCAUGUUUGUUUCAUUCUAAUUAAAUGGAAUUUGUUCGUAAUUUUAGCAUUGAUUUCUGUGACUUUUUGUAUAUGUUUUAUAUUUCAAUUCGUAAUGAGUUCAUAGAACAAUUUUAUUCAAGAUUUUGAUAUUGGUGAUUGGCACUAGAAUACGGGAUCAGGGUAUGCGAUUGCCACCCACCCCUCAUCCAUAAAUACCAGGGUCAGUCGCAUGCUCCUCCCCUGGCACAUAUUUCUUAUAACAACCCCCUUGCAAGAUAUUUGCUGUGGGAUCAUCUCAAAACAUAUUGAUGCUGAAAAGGACCAAGUAGUUUUGUCUUCAGGGGAGGGAAGGAUUAAGGGCCUUGACUACAUUGUCUGAAAUUUAGUCUCUUUGGGUAUCUAAGGCCUUGAAUGAAAUCCAAAAGGCCGCUGUCUUUCAUGAGGGGUCAAGGGAGAGAAUAGAUAACUUAGUCUCUUUCAGCUUCACUGUGUUUUGAAAUUUUGUUCUGUUUGUUACGUGAUUGGGGUGAAUUGAGUUGUGUCUUCUGUGACAGUUUCCCCAGAAAGAAGUUAUCAAAAUUCUUCUUCUUGCCCUCAAUGGUGAGAAUGUUACGUGUCAAGAUGCUGAAGUGAUUUACGUUUGUUAAUACUCAAAGAAACCCUGUUAGUUGGUUGGUCAUGUUAUGUAUACCGGGCCUGCUGUUAGUGGAAUCAAGUUGAUGAUUGUAUAAGACACAUUUAACCUCAAGACUACUGUAUACCCCAAUAUAUUUGCCCCUGUAUUUAGCAAAGAUUCCUGGACAAUUUUUUUUUUCACAAUUCUUAUUUUGGCGGAUAACAGAUUGUAUUCUGAAAAGUCUUCUCCAGCAAUGUCAUGUUGUAUCACAAUCCUUUGCAGAGGAAGUUGUUAUGAUCCCUUCGUUUCCCGUGUCUGAUGGUGCCUACUGGAAAUAAGAGGUUAAUUUCUCCCACUAGCAGCAUGCCAGGGUGGUCUUGUGAUGUUUGUACAAUGCAAGCUUGUCCCACGUUGAACAUUCCCCAGUUAUUAUGCCAUGUGUACGGUCAUAAUAGACUUUUGUCAGUUAACCCAAAAUAAAGAGUAUAGUUUUAGUA
Molecule: messenger RNA, 9952 nt
Organism: Lineus longissimus
Lineage: Eukaryota; Metazoa; Nemertea; Pilidiophora; Heteronemertea; Lineidae
Product: thrombospondin type-1 domain-containing protein 7B-like
Exons: 20
Coding region: 223-5526 (1767 amino acids)
Biological process (GO): actin cytoskeleton organization
Cellular component (GO): plasma membrane
Source: RefSeq, a predicted model, not a curated record